Molecule: messenger RNA, 1071 nt
Organism: Penicillium cosmopolitanum
Lineage: Eukaryota; Fungi; Ascomycota; Eurotiomycetes; Eurotiales; Aspergillaceae
Product: class I SAM-dependent methyltransferase
Exons: 10
Coding region: 1-1071 (356 amino acids)
Molecular function (GO): methyltransferase activity
Source: RefSeq, a predicted model, not a curated record
AUGUCGGAAAAAAUCGCUGUGGAUCCCGAUUAUUAUAAGGGGAAAGAUGAAGUUGUCCCGAGUGAUUUCGAGUCGGAGACAACGUCGCUCUCCUCGACAAUUUAUAAAGGAAUCAUGGAGAACGGUCGCCGGUACCAGAAUCUGAAAGAAGGCGAAUACUGGGGCCCCACCGACGACCAGCAGUUUGAAAGCUACGAAGCAGGUCAUCUAACCUAUCUUGUGGUCGACUCGGACACUCCGAACCCGCUUUUUCAAGCCCCGGUUACCAACCCCAAGCAUAUUUUGGACGUUGGAACUGGGAGAGGCUCCUGGGCUAUCGAUGCCGCCGACAUGUUCCCGGAUGCGACUGUCCGAGGAGUGGACCUCUACCCGCCGCCAGAGACAUGGCUUCCACCUAACUGCAUUAUGGAGGUGGACGAUGUACUCCAAGAGUGGACCUGGCGCGACCAGUUCGAUCUUGUCCAUCUACGUCAAAUGAUGGGUUCAUUCACUAUUCCGGAAUGGAAAAAGUUUUACAAGCAGUGCUACGAUAAUAUCAAACCUGGCGGCUGGAUUGAGCAAAUGGAAGGCAACCCACGUGUCCGCUGUGAUGACGGCAGCGUACCCGAUGACAACAGUUGCCUCUUGUUCGGCCUGCAGUGCUGCGAUGCAGCCGAUAAUUGGGGUCGCCCUGUCACAUUGGCUGAUAAUAUGAAGGAGGAAUUGGAGAAGGCUGGUUUCGUUGAUAUCCAUGUGAAGGAGUACAAGUGGCCGAUUGGUGCGUGGGCUAAAGACCCUAUUCUCAAGGAAGCUGGGAGACUGCACUACCACCAAUGGACCUCUGGUAUGGAGGGUUGGGCAAUGUUCUUCCUUACAAAAUAUGGUGUUCCUGAGCCGUGGACGGUUGAGGAAGUUCAGGUUUUGAUGGCAAAGGUCCGCAAGGAGAUUCACAAUCCUCGCCACCACAUCUACCAGGUUGCGAGACGAGUUUGGGGCCGGAAACCAACGGCGGAAGAAGAGGAAGCUCGUGAGAAGACCAAGGAGACUGAGGCGAAGGGCAAACAGAUCAAGGCGGAGCCAAAGGAUAACUAA